Andrographis paniculata is the source of this 1579-nucleotide messenger RNA. RefSeq names its product protein TRAUCO-like. The transcript is spliced from 4 exons. Gene Ontology annotation, cellular component: Set1C/COMPASS complex. The coding region runs from base 32 to 1423 and encodes 463 amino acids. Lineage: Eukaryota; Viridiplantae; Streptophyta; Magnoliopsida; Lamiales; Acanthaceae. The record is from RefSeq and is a predicted model, not a curated record. Gene Ontology annotation, molecular function: protein binding; transcription cis-regulatory region binding.
GGUGCGACGGCGGCGAUGCGAAGCCACUGCAAUGGAAGAUGACAAUGCAGUCCCGCCAGCCACCGCCCCCGCUACCACCAGCGGCGAGGGUGUCAGAUGUAAAGCCACCAAGACCAAUUGCACCCAAUCCCUGCCAAAUCGUGGAAAUGGAAUCAAGGAAGAGAGGGACACCGCCGCAUCAGAAGAGUUCUCCUCCGACGGAACCUCCGUCUACGGAACACCACUCGGUACGGAAAACGACCAUGAAUUUCCAAUGGAUCCUCACGAUUCACCGAAAUUAGCACUUGAAACAGACGGAGACGAGGAAGAAGGCGAACGUCCCCAUGCGAAGAAGCAGAAGCAGCUCGCGGAAUUGGCGGCGCAAACUGGACACAACGAACCUGAAGUAAACGAAUUGACCUCCCCUGCCGAGAAAUCCACAGCUCCGUCGCGUAACGGGAAGCCGCCGCCGGUGAAAUCUGCGAAGAAAACAAAGAAGAAGAGCAAGGACGUCUGGACGACGUCAUCAAGGAAGGGGAAGAAAAAGACGAAGCACGCUUCAGCCUCCAACACUACGGCCGACGCCGUUGCAGAAGACAAAGUGUUCAUUACUCCAAUCCCCAGGUUUCCGGACAAGAACGACGACAGUCCGGACUUGAAAAUCUGUCUCUCGAAGGCGUACAAGGCGGAGAAGGUCGAACUGAGCGACGACAGAUUAAGCGCCGGCAGUACGAAGGGUUACAGAAUGGUGAGAGCUACACGGGGAGUCACUGAAGGAGCUUGGUACUUCGAGAUCAAAUUGGUUCAUUUGGGGGAGACGGGGCACACGAGGUUGGGAUGGUCGACCGAUAAGGGAGACUUACAGGCGCCGGUAGGAUACGAUGGAAACAGCUUCGGAUACAGGGAUAUAGAUGGGAGUAAAGUGCACAAGGCAUUGAGGGAGAACUAUGGGGAGGAAGGGUUCAAUGAAGGUGAUGUUCUAGGGUUCUACAUUAGCUUGCCUGAUGGAGGGGCUUAUGCUCCCAAGCCGCCGAGGUUGGUUUGGUACAAAGGGCAGCGAUAUGUUUGUGCUCCUGAUGCUAAGGAAGAUCCCCCAAAAGUUGUACCUGGAAGCGAGAUAUCCUUUUUCAAGAAUGGAAUAUGUCAGGGGGUUGCUUUUAAAGAUCUUUAUAGCGGCCGUUAUUACCCUGCUGCUUCAAUGUACACUCUUCCAAAUCAACCAAAUUGUGUUGUUAAGUUCAAUUUCGGUCCUGAUUUUGAUGCAUAUCCCGAUGACUUUGGUGGGCGGCCCAUCCCAAGCCCUAUGGUUGAAGUUCCAUAUCAAGGUUACGAUGGCAGAGUUGAGAAUGGUAACCCAUGGAACAUCGCCCGCAUGUGCCCUAUGUUCAAAGUGGUGAACAAGGAUGUUAGUAAAAUUAUGAAUGCGGCCGAAAUGGUUGACUAAGCUUGAGAAAAGCUCCCAGUUCAAUCUAUUACGGUAUCGAAGAGUCGAGGCCUUCUUGAGAAGAUAAUGAAUGGUACCUCUUCGAAGACGAAAAGGAUGUCCUCAUCUUAAACGAAGGUCGUUUCUUGAACUGAUCCAAUACUCUCUCGGCGUAAA